Molecule: messenger RNA, 1098 nt
Organism: Wallemia mellicola CBS 633.66
Lineage: Eukaryota; Fungi; Basidiomycota; Wallemiomycetes; Wallemiales; Wallemiaceae
Exons: 3
Coding region: 1-1098 (365 amino acids)
Source: RefSeq, a predicted model, not a curated record
AUGAGAGAUUUCACAAACGCUAAAAAUCACUGGCUCAAUCAGACUCAAUUUAGGAAGCAAAAAGUCUUAGAACGAGCUCAAGUUUGGGUGAAUGAACAAUUUGAAUUGUGGAUGAACCAGCAAUUGGACGACGUUACAAAGACUCCAACUCAUAAGUCAAUCCCUUCAUCUUCAAUUCAAUCCUCUGGUUUACUCACUCCACCUUCAACUGCCACAAAAGCCAAGAUGAAAGCACCAAUGUCACCAACUUCACCAACUGCCCAAUCUCCUUAUCCGAAAGACUUCUUGAAGAGUCUCACCAGCACUCCAACAAAGUUGUUACCAAACUUACCAAGCAAGUCAAGACCAAAAACACCUUCAGAUGCUUUGAAAAGGAUGGCUUCUUACAAUAGUUCACAAUCUUUAUUACGCACUGCACCAGUUAAACGCUCACGAGUUAAGUCUCCUUCACCACCACCGAAAUCAAUAAAGAGGGCUAAAACAUUGAAUGAUGAAGAUGAUGUUUUCAAGACUCCUUCCAAACCAACUCAUACUAAAGAAGCACCACAAUCAUUAACAAUGGCAGAAAGGAAAAAGAAUUUAGAAGCUAGUAUACGCGCCAAACAAGAUCUCAAACUCAAAGCCAGAGGUGAUCAACUAUAUGGUAACGAUAAGGAAUCACAUGCAAUUAAGUCUCAAGAAUUUCAACGCCGUAGUAGAUUGAGUAGGUUGCCAGCAGUAGCGGAGGCGGUUUAUUUGUGGGUUUCUUUUCUUUCAAACAUUGACAUACCUAACAAGCCUAGAUUGUUCGCGCCAAACGUUUCAUCUGUGGCUUCUUCUCCUUCUGCUAGUCUACCAACACCUACAUCACGUAAGAGAAGAGCGAGACCGUUACAAGAAGUUGCUUCUGUGAUUGUCAAAUCAAGCAAAGUUGCGAUGUCUGCUGCUGAAGCAGUCGAUUCAUUGAAGAUGCUCUGCAACCUCUGCCCAGACUACUUAUUCAUGAGAGUCGUUGAUAAAGUCGAAUAUCUCGAAAUGCCAACGAACAUCACCGAGAAAGGCUACGCCGCCAUGUUCUCCAAAAUCGCCAAAAUCGCCCUUAAGCGGAACUGUGUUUGA